AGAUUUGAUGUGGAGCGUUCAGAGCUCCAGUUUGUCCCGACUCCAUCUGUUGGGACGUUGGUGCGAAGCAGCCGAAUUAAGCCUCAGUCAAAACAGGAGAAUUUCACAAUAGGAGAGAUAGUUACUGCUAAGAGUCCACCUGGUGGUGACAUGGAGAACAGGUCAGAGGAGAGGCUACAUUCAAGAAGUGAUGAUGAAUGUUCUGACCAUAGUCUGACCAAGUCGUCUUCUAGAACCCCACCUAUAGAGGGCGGUAAUCAGGCAGGUCCUCCUCACCUCAUAGAAGUUCCAUCUGAGCCGUAUAUAUUUAAGCAAACUAAGCCUGAUUCAAGGAAAGGUAAAGAAAUCCAAGAACCCAAACCAACAGAAAUUAAGAGUCACAGUGACCUACCGUUCAGACCUCUCCAGUCAACCCCUGGAUAUAACCCUUUCUCAACAUCAGAGGUACCUAUAUCAGUAGGAAGCACUCAACAGUCACCCCAGGAUAAAUCACAAAGCAUAAAACCAGUGGGCAAAUCAGUUGACACAGACAAUUCCCUUGAUAUAAGGGACGCCAAAUCUGAGAUUACAAUAUUGUCCUCAUUUGUAAAUCCUUCUCUUGUUGUUGCUUCUAUGAAUGACAAGGUUGAAUUAUCCAUUACCCCAGCAGAAAACAGGAGCAUGGACAAAGAUGUUAUCAGGAAUUUAAGCAAGGAUCUUUACCCUGACACUAAGGUGGUUGGUGGUGACACUCAUCACACAGAAAAGGAUCAAAGUCGAUUUACAGGCCAGACUCAUGAAAAAACCCCUAAGGAGGUAAAAUUAACCAGUGACAUUUCACAAGGUAUGUCAGAGGAGCAUAUGUUAGUUGUUGAGAAUACAGAGUUCCAGUUUGUGCCAACUCCAUCUAUUGGGUUGUGGGAGGGAGGCGGCCGAAUUGAGCCUCAGUCAAAACAGGAGAAUCUCACAAUAGGAGAGACCGUUUCUACUAAGAUUCCAUUUGUUGGUGACACACAGAACAGGUCAGUGGAGAAACUAAAUGCUGAAAGGGAUGUUGAACGUAAGUCGUCUUCUAGAACCCCACCAGUAGAGGGUGGUAAGCAGGCAGGUCAACCCCACCUCAAAGAGGUUCCAUCUGAGCCUUACAUUCUCAGGCAUCCCAAACCAGAAGAGGCUCGGAGCCACAGUGAACUGCCCUUUAGCCUGCUUCAGUCAACACCUGGCUAUAACCCGUUCUCUACAACAGAUCAAUCUAUGUCUGUAAGAAGCCCCCAACAGUCAGCCGGAGAGAAAUCACAAAGCAUAAAACCAAUGGACCAGCCAUUUCUCAAGGAUGAUUCCCAUGCCAUAGGGGAAGUUAAAUAUAAGAUGACAACAUUGUCCUCACCUGUAAAUCCUCCUGUUGUUGUUGCUUCUGUAAAUGAAGAGGUUGAAUUAGCCAUCACACCAGCAGAAGACAGUGACGAGGCCGUCAACAAUUUGAAAAAGGAUCUUUACCCUGACACUGAGGUGGUUGGGGACAAGAGUCAUGACACAGAAAAGGAUCAAAGAGUAUUUCCAGAAGUCUUGGAUGUGAGAAAGUUGGAGCAUGUUCAGAUCCCUGUAAAGGUGGAAAGAGAAGAGUCUACAGAAUCACAGAGUGAAGCAAUAGUUAAAGCACCAAUUGCAGUAAAUGUAAAAGAGAUGGAAAGGCCUAAAGAAGAAGCCACAUCAGAAACCAAAAUGUUUUUAAUUGCAGAUUCUGUUGUCACCAAGUCAUCAAAAGUCCCUGCUGAGGUUUCCACACAACAAGCCAAUCAGGAAGCUGGGAAAUAUCCCAUCCCCACCAUACUGCUCAAUUCAUCUCAGUCUCCAAUAACAGAGGAAGUUAAAGGUUUAGGAAAUCGGAGAAAAGUUCUGGAAGUUUCUUCCGUGAGUGGCUCAUCACUGGGAAACUUGGAGAAUGAGACUGUGGACUCAGAUGACGACCACACCUCAGUUUCUAGCCAAGGCUCAGACUUCUCUGACAGACAAGGGUAUGGCAGUACCUUGUCCUUAUCACACUCUGGGCGCACUGGCAGUAUGCUAAGUGUGUACAGCGAUGCCGGGGAUUUUGGGAAUGUGACAGUCCAGGGGGCUGUGGAGUUUGCCCUGAGGUACAGCAAGGAAGGAGAGUUCAUUGUCACUGUGGAACAAUGUCUGGAUCUGGCGUUCGCUAAUGCCCGCAAAAAACGGACAGACCCAUAUGUAAAGACCUACCUCCACCCUGACAAAUCGCACAGCAGCAAGAAGAAGACCUCGAUCAAAAAACGAACUACCAACCCAGUCUAUGGUGGAGAAACACUCAAAUAUAAAAUAAAGAUGGAGGAGCUGAAAGGCAGGACCCUCAACCUGUCUGUCUGGCACAACGAUUCCCGAGGUAGAAAUGUGUUUCUGGGUCAGGUGGAGAUCAACCUUAAGACCUGGGACUGGGGCCAUGAGGCCCUAACCUGGUACAACAUGCAACCAAAGAGUUCUGAGGGUCAAGAGGUCUCUGAGAACCAUGGAGUGUUGACGGUUGCUCUGAAAUACCUUCCCCCUGGAUCAGCAGGCAUUGCCAGGCCAGACUCAGGGGAGAUCCACGUGUGGCUGAAGGAGGCCAGGGAGUUGCGGAAGCUCAAGGCUCAGGGCGUGGAUUCCUUUGUCAAGUGUUACAUGCUGCCAGACACGAGCAAGAAGAGCCGCCAGAAGACCCGCGUGAUGAAGAAGAGUCAGGAGCCGGUGUAUAACCACGCCAUGGUGUACGAUGGCUUCCGUGACGACGAGGUCAGAGAGGCGUGCUGCGAGCUGACUGUCUGGGAUCAAAACAAACUGUCCAAUCAGUUCCUGGGAGGGGUCAGACUUAGCUUGGGCACCGGGCAAAGCUAUGGCAAAAAGGUGGACUGGAUGGACUCAUGGGACCAAGAGAUUGGGCUGUGGGAGAAGAUGCUAGCCAGUCCAACCAGCUGGGUGGAGGGAGAGAUGCCCCUUCGCUCCGCUAUGACUCCAAGGAAAAAGAGCCUUCGUUAGGUGAUGGGACUGUGAAAUAAAGAUUGAUACAUGUUAAACUUUGCCAAUCUCAGAUGGUUGUGAUCUAGAUGUAACAAUAAAAUAAUUUAGCAAUGAA
Messenger RNA from Osmerus eperlanus (European smelt), 3103 nucleotides. Its product is annotated as synaptotagmin-like protein 1. Bases 151 to 3006 code for a protein of 951 amino acids. Lineage: Eukaryota; Metazoa; Chordata; Actinopteri; Osmeriformes; Osmeridae. The record is from RefSeq and is a predicted model, not a curated record. The transcript has 10 exons. Gene Ontology annotation, biological process: exocytosis; intracellular protein transport. Gene Ontology annotation, cellular component: exocytic vesicle; plasma membrane. Gene Ontology annotation, molecular function: small GTPase binding; neurexin family protein binding.